Molecule: messenger RNA, 731 nt
Organism: Aphis gossypii (cotton aphid)
Lineage: Eukaryota; Metazoa; Arthropoda; Insecta; Hemiptera; Aphididae
Product: peptidyl-prolyl cis-trans isomerase NIMA-interacting 4
Exons: 4
Coding region: 216-602 (128 amino acids)
Biological process (GO): rRNA processing
Molecular function (GO): peptidyl-prolyl cis-trans isomerase activity; DNA binding
Source: RefSeq, a predicted model, not a curated record
UUUAAGCAACAUAAUUUACUAAGUUUAAAGUGUUUUAGUGUUAAGACGUUUUUUUAAAUAUUUCUCUAAUUUCAUCUUGAAGACUAAACUACAUAAAAGCUAUUGAAUACAAAUAUUAUUAUUUUGUAUUCAUUUUUAAAAUAUAUUGUAUUGCAACCAAAAGUUAAUAUUAAUCAAUUAACACUUUAAAGACUGAUUUUUAAAAUAUUAUUGUCAUGCCACCUAAGAAAAACGCUAACGCCAAAGGUCCCAAGAGUAAUCCCAAAGCAGAUGAUGACGGUAAAGGAAAGGAUAAAAAAGGAGGUGGUUCAUCAGCUGUAAAAGUAAGACACAUUUUAUGUGAAAAACAGUCAAAAGUGUUGGAAGCGAUGGAAAAACUUAAGGCAGGUGCAAAAUUUAAUGAAAUUGCUGCAACAUACAGUGAAGACAAAGCUAGGCAAGGUGGUGAUUUAGGUUGGAUGAUUCGUGGCUCAAUGGUUGGUCCAUUUCAAGAUGCUGCAUUUGCUCUACCUACAUCAAGUCUGGCCAAUCCUGUUUAUACUGACCCGCCUGUCAAAACUAAAUUUGGUUACCAUAUUAUUAUGGUCGAAGGGAAAAAAUAAUAAUUUUUGUUGUUUGUUACAUCAUGAUCUAUGUUAAAGAUUAUUUCUGUUCAUUUGCAAAAACUAUAUAUGCAAAUAUAAAAUGUGUAACUGUGUAAGUACAAUAUAAAUACAUUUUUAUUUACAAAA